Messenger RNA from Lathyrus oleraceus (garden pea), 949 nucleotides. Its product is annotated as palmitoyl-acyl carrier protein thioesterase, chloroplastic. Bases 181 to 927 code for a protein of 248 amino acids. The transcript has 4 exons. The record is from RefSeq and is a predicted model, not a curated record. Lineage: Eukaryota; Viridiplantae; Streptophyta; Magnoliopsida; Fabales; Fabaceae. Gene Ontology annotation, biological process: fatty acid biosynthetic process. Gene Ontology annotation, molecular function: acyl carrier activity; fatty acyl-[ACP] hydrolase activity.
UUGUUUUAUAAAUUAAAAAAAAAUACUCUAGAACAGAAGAGAGAACCCAGAUCCGAAAUUACAUAAUAGCCCCUUCUUUCUUCUUCCUCUCAUUCCAGCUUUGUUCCUUCUUCUCCUCUUCGUUUGUUAGCGGUUUUCUCUUUUUCUUCACUCCGCUGCUGUAGAAAAUAGAAACUCAUUAUGGUGGCCACUGGUGCUGCAUCUUCAUUUUUCCCUGUUACUGCAUCCCUGCCAGACUCUGGUGGUAACAAACUUGGUGGUGGGCAAGCGAACAUUGGUGGGCUUAAAUCUAAACCUGCAUCUUCUGGUGGCUUGCAAGUAAAGGCAAAUGCUCAAGCUCCUCCAAAGAUUAAUGGAACCAAAGUUUCUACAUCUGUAGAUAACUUUAAGUAUGAGGAUCUUUUGCCUUCGUCGCAAUCCUCGAGGACUUUUAUCAACCAGUUGCCUGACUGGAGCAUGCUUCUGGCUGCCAUCACUACUAUUUUCUUGGCAGCAGAGAAGCAGUGGAUGAUGCUUGACUGGAAGCCAAGACGAUUUGACAUGCUUAUUGACCCCUUUGGUAUAGGCAAAAUUGUUCAGGAUGGUCUUGUGUUCAGUGAAAACUUUUCUAUUAGAUCAUAUGAAAUUGGUGCGGAUCGAACGGCGUCUAUAGACACAAUAAUGAAUCAUUUACAGGAAACUGCACUUAAUCAUGUUAAGAUUGUGGGGCUUCUUGGUGAUGGCUUUGGUUCUACGCCUGAAAUGUGCAAAAAGAACUUGAUAUGGGUAGUUGCGCGGAUGCAAGUUGUUGUUGAUCGUUAUCCUACGUGGGGAGAUGUUGUUCAUGUAGAAACUUGGGUGUCUGCAUCGGGCAAGAAUGGUAUGCGUCGUGAUUGGCUUUUACGCGACUAUAAUACUGGUGAAGUCUUGACGAGAGCCUCUAGGUAGAAAUCGUUUUCUGCAGUUCUUC